This is a messenger RNA of Peniophora sp. CBMAI 1063, 465 nucleotides long. Lineage: Eukaryota; Fungi; Basidiomycota; Agaricomycetes; Russulales; Peniophoraceae. The record is from the annotation of a GenBank genome assembly.
AUGGUCUCUGGUACCUCGCAGCAUACCAGUCUCUUCGAUCCGGACACCAGCGACUCUAUCAAUCGCGACGGGCAUACGUCGGGCGAGAUCGGUGAGUUACGACUUGUGCGCGGUCUGUGGCCGCACUUACCGACCUGGGCCGAAGACGGUCAGGUCAGAGUCAACGCUACCGGGCACAUGCUUCGAUCUAUUCGCGAGAGAGGGGCACCUCCUCAGGACGUUCAGGCCAGCCCGCUCGAGAGUCGAUCGCCCCCGUCCGCCGACGGCGUAGACGCUCCUUCGCCAACGAUCACCGAGCUCGCGCGCACCUUUACAUCAGGCCCUUCAUCUGAGGCUAUACCACGAGCACGCCCACUCACCAUACGUGCGGGACUCGGCCGGAUUCGCAAGGCGCUAUCGCGCGGCGCUGGACGAGUUCGAAGGGUCAUCGACCGUGUCCGCUUUCGCCCUCGCACGCAGCAGUAG